Messenger RNA from Dibothriocephalus latus, 207 nucleotides. The record is from the annotation of a GenBank genome assembly. NCBI's taxonomy places the organism in Eukaryota, Metazoa, Platyhelminthes, Cestoda, Diphyllobothriidea, Diphyllobothriidae.
CCCGGCGCCCAUCAGUCCCGCCUUCUGGGAUUUUUCGUUCUCCUACGCUUUGUCUUCGUGCCACUGGCUCUCCUCUGCAAUCAGAAUCCACACAACUACAUGCCGGCCAUUUUUGUGCACGAUGCUUGGCCGAUCCUCUUUGUGGCUCUCAUCGGCCUUACCAAUGGACACCUCCUGACUGUUGCCAUCAUGUAUGCUCCAACGUAA